Molecule: messenger RNA, 1947 nt
Organism: Entamoeba histolytica HM-1:IMSS
Lineage: Eukaryota; Evosea; Mastigamoebida; Endamoebidae
Product: ankyrin repeat protein, putative
Exons: 2
Coding region: 1-1947 (648 amino acids)
Biological process (GO): lipid metabolic process
Molecular function (GO): protein binding
Source: RefSeq, a predicted model, not a curated record
AUGAGUUUACAAGUAUUACCUCAUGAAGAAGAAACUCUUUUUGAUUUAGAAGAAAAGAAUGAAGGUAAAAUUAUUUUAAUGCAAGAUAAGUUGAUAAAUGGUUUUGAAGAUGAAGUUUUGACAGAUUUAAAAACAUUACAUAUUGAAAAUUGGUUAGAAUUAAGUGAAAUGUUUCCAAAAUUUAUUCAUUGUGUUGUUGCAAUGGGUUAUGAAAAGAUACUUGUUUAUUUACUGGAAUUAUUCCCUAAAAAAAUCGAAACAAAAAAUGUAAUUGGUUCUACUCUUAUUUAUACUGCUAUUGAAGCAAGACAAGACAAUAUCACUCAAAUCUUAAUUAAUAAAGGAACAAACCUUCUUGUUAUCAAUGGAAGAGGGAAUUCUUUACUUCAUGCAAUUUCAAAAAGAAGUGGUGGAGAUAUGUUAAUUCUUAUGCAAAAAAUUAUUAAUUUACAACCAUCACUUUUAAAUACACAAAAUAACUAUGGAGAAACUCCACUUCAUCUUGCAUGUUUAUGUGGAAUAAUUGAUAAUGUAGAAUUAUUAUUAAAAAAUGGAGCUUGUACAGAUAUUGAAACAAAGAAUGAAAAAACACCAAGUAAUUAUGCUAUUGAAUCAGUAAAAUCAAGAGAAGUUCUAGCGUUGAUUAAUAAUUACACACCAAAAAUAACUAAACUUGAUGAAGAAAAAGAGAGUUUUACACAAAAAAUAACAAAAUCAAUAAAAAGUACAUUACAAAUAAAAGAAAUAAUAAAACCAGAAGAAGAAACAAAACUUGUUCAACCCGUUCAAAAAGAAGAGUUAAAAGAAAUAGAGGAGAUUGAGUCUGACCAAGACUUUGAAGAUGAUAUAAGCUCAAUUAUUGAAGAAAGAAUGUUUCAAAUUGAAGAAACAAAAGAAGAAGAAACAAAUAAUGAUAGUAAAGAAGAAAUAAAAGAAGAAGAAACAAAUAAUGAUAGUAAAGAAGAAACAAAAUUAGGAAUAUCAUUAAAUCCCCAAAAAAUAAUAAAGAAUGUAUUAUAUUUAGGUACAAAAGAGUAUAGGGAAAAAAAACUAGAAAUACUAAUUCAAGAAUUAUGCAAUUUAUAUCCUAUUGAUACAUUAGUAAUGGAUACUUCAUUAACUUAUGUCCCAAAUCAAAAAUAUAGAAUAUUAUCAUUAGAUGGUUUUUCAGAUAAUCCAAUUCUUCAAAUUUAUAUAUUACAAAAAUUAAUACAAAAAUUUCCAAUGUUCAUUGCUAAAUGUAAUGUAAUUGCAGGAGUUGGAAUAUCAGCAUUUAUUGCUGGUUCAAUUGCAAAAGGUUUAUCUUUAGAUUUUUUAGAAAAGGUUUUUCCUAUAAUAGAAAAAUACACUAGAGUCUCAAAAAAACGACGAUUCAAUUCAUCAACUAAAUAUACUAAUCGUUAUUAUGAUAUUGCAUGCUCAUCUUUAUUUUCUAAUCAAUCCCUUUCUGAAUUUCCAAGAAAAUUUUUUACGUAUUACCAAAAACUUUCUAAUUCUUUUGUUAUUGCAGAUGGAAGUGAAAGAGCUAAUGAAGUAAUUAUGAAGUCUUGUUCACUUCCAUUUCUUUUUAAACCUUAUGGUAAUUGUAUUUCAGGAAUGGUAAUUCAACCAAAUCCUUCUAAUUAUGCAUUAAUGGAUGCACUUAAAACAGGAAUUAGAAAAGAAGAUUGUGUUGUACUUUCAUUUUCAAAUGGAUUUGAACAUUCAGAAGAUGGUGAAAGUUAUCCUGAUUUCUUUUUGAAUGAUUGGUUCUCAUUAAAAGAAUUUCAAAAUUUUGAAGGUCAAAUUAAACAGUCAUCGAUUUUUUGUUCAACAAUUCUUGGAGAUAGAUUUUUAAGAUUUUCACCAAUGAUUCAUAAUACAAAUGAAGAAAAUUUGAAGAAAAUAGUACAAAAGAUGAGAUUUUCUAAAUUAGAACAAUGGUUAAGUAAAGAAUGGUUUAAUUAA